This is a messenger RNA of Linum trigynum, 1042 nucleotides long. Lineage: Eukaryota; Viridiplantae; Streptophyta; Magnoliopsida; Malpighiales; Linaceae. The record is from the annotation of a GenBank genome assembly.
GCACCAUUCAUAAAAUGAUAAAAUCAUUCAAUCGAAGGAGGAAGAUAGGGAACAUAGCAGAUCUUGCUAUUUUGGGAGAAGGAAAGACGCGGAGCAACGCCGAUGUUAUGUGCAACCAGCGAUGAGCUGUGAAGUCGACCGGGUAGCUGCGAAAGACGACGGAGGGAAGCUGAGGAAGACGAAGUCCCUCCAGAAAGUGGUCUGCGACCGAGGUGCGGCGGGCUGGGGAGCUGCAACGCGAGAGGAGAGAGGACGGUGGGAGCAGAGGCUGCUUCGCCUGGCGGUUGCUUCGUCGGCGGCUUCUUCGCCUGCUUCGAAGAUGAGUGGGAGAGGCGGAGAGUUGUCAAACUCGACAGGGUUAGGUGGCCUCCUUAGGGUUAGGCAGCGUUGGGCAAUUUAUGGCCAUGAAAAUGGCGUCGUUCCAACAAAAGUCGGAAGCCGCUGAAACCGGCCGGACCCCGGGUUUUACCGGUUUUGACCGAUUUUUCCCGGUUUUUACCGGCUACCGGCUAGCUGUGGAAUAUGGCUGGCUAGAGCCGUUUUAAUGCCCGGUUCCCAUCAAACCCGGUUGAACUGGCCGGCCGAAAAGGGGUUUGACAACCUUGGGCUGGAGGUAGUAGGUGGAAAUUGGGAACAGAUUCCCGUCUCCCCUUACACACUUUUGCCCUAUUCGCACGGGAGACGUUAUUUUAAAGCACAUUUUUUAGCACCUUUUUAUUUCAAAACAUGAUACAGGAGUCCAUGACAGGUAGAGAGUCCACAUCACCACACAAUUCAAGGGUCCUAAGAUCACUAAUUCACACAAUCAACCAACACAAUAUGAAGAAGAAACGAGACUUCUUAAAUGCAUCAACAGCCUCCAUAGUGCUACACUACCUCCCUAGGUUGCACAUUACUAUAGAGACUGUCAAUUCAAAGCAUACUGAGCAGGCAAUUGCAAGGAACACGUACUUGGAGCCCUCAAAUUGAAAUUUGGACAGUGGACUAGGCUCCAAGCACACAAACAGUCAAACAUUCACACGAAUACAUAUUCGAACAUCCC